Striga hermonthica is the source of this 1020-nucleotide messenger RNA. Lineage: Eukaryota; Viridiplantae; Streptophyta; Magnoliopsida; Lamiales; Orobanchaceae. The record is from the annotation of a GenBank genome assembly.
AUGAUAGCAAGUAGCAAUACUCUCUCCUGCAACUUCUGUCAUCUCCCAUCAAAAACCCCUUUUUCUCCCGCAAAAUCAUCACUUUAUCCUCCCCAAACCAUAUCCCUGUUCCUUAAAUCAAAUUACAGCUCAAGAUUAUCCGAAGUUUCACCUCUUUUCCUUGAGCCCAGAAAGAGUCGAAUCCAAACACGCCUUAGCUCCCUCAACACACAGACUCCACAAGAGCCUCCACUUAUUUCUUCUUCCGAUGAGGAAGAUGAGCUUCUUGCCGGCGGCGACAAUGGCGGCGGGCAUAAUGGGGAGGAGAGGGACUGGACGACGUCGUUCUUGCUGUUUGCUUUCUGGGCUGCUCUCAUUUACUAUGUUUCCGUCCUUGCUCCUAACCAAACACCGGUAACCGACUCGUAUUUCUUGAAAAAGCUGCUGAAUUUAGCAGGAGAUGAUGGUUUUCAAAUGAACCAAGUAAUAGUAGCUCUAUGGUACAUCAUGGGUUUAUGGCCUCUUGUUUACAGUAUGCUUCUCCUUCCAACAGGCAGAAGCUUGAAAAGCAAAAUUCCGGUUUGGCCGUUUCUUUCUCUGUCAGUCAUUGGAGGUGCAUAUGCUCUCAUUCCCUACUUUGUUCUGUGGAAACCACCAGCUCCGCCAGUUGAAGAAUCCGAGCUUAACAGAUGGCCAUUGAAUUUCUUGGAGUCCAAAUUAACUGCAGGGAUUACACUGGCUGCAGGACUAGCUAUUAUCAUCUAUGCAUUUUCAUCAGAUGUCGGUAUUUGGAAAGAAUUUUACCAAUACUUCAAAGGAAGCAAAUUUAUCCAUAUCAUGAGUAUUGAUUUUUGUUUGUUCUCAACGUUUGCUCCUUUUUGGGUUUACAAUGACAUGACUGCUCGGAAAUGGGAUGGUAAGGGCUCUUGGCUUCUUCCUAUAUCCAUAAUUCCACUUUUAGGCCCGGCCCUUUAUCUUCUGUUACGACCACCAUUGUCAGUAGUUCCAAUGGCUUCUGCACCAAAAUCGGAUGAAACAUGA